UUAAAUGAACAUGGCGCGAAUUUGUUUUGUCGUCGUCGCUUGUGUUCGUUUUAUCAUCAAAUUGAGAAACGAAUUUAUUUACAAUUCAAUUUGAAUAAUUAUUUUCACAAUGUUAAUGUUUUCUUAACAAUGUUAAAGAGCAUUUUGUUUGAGAAAUUCAAGAGAGAAAAUAUUUUACAAUUUAUGUUAAGAAAGUGAUUUGUUUAUAUUGUGUGAUUAAAAUAAAAGUGAGGUUAGCCGGUGAAACGCGCACGAAAAUGGAGAAAAUGAUUGAAAUAAAUAAGACAAGCUGCAAAGAACUUUUAGUGUGGCGAAUGUUUCUUGCAAUUGUAUUAAGUAUUGUUUUUCAAUUCUUUCUAAUGAGUAGCAUUAUUAUUGUGACAAAUUUAAAUCCCAUUAAUCCAUUUCUUUGGAUGCUAAACACGUGGAAUGUGAUAUUUAGUUUUCGAAUGUGGUGGUAUUUUUUGCUAUUGGCAACGGUCACAUUUCUUCAAGGAUUUAUGUGCAGUAAAGAUUAUUUAAAUCCACCGAAAUAUUUAUCGAAUCGAUUUUUUAUAUUCUGCAGUAUGUUGGGACCGAGAAAUGUUUUACUUUGUACAUUAUAUAUUGUUGUUGGUGGAAUUUUGACAUGGUUGCAUUUAUCGCUUAAAGGUGGACCUUACAGUUCACUUACGAAAAAUUGCAAUAACAUUGAAGGCUUAUGUCUUGUGGAAGAAUAUUUCUUUUUACUUCUUGGUGGUUUUUGGAGUGGAUUAUAUUUUUUUACAAAAUAUAAUAUUUACGCUCUACAAUUUCUACAGUUCUCAAUAAUUCCACAAACAAAAUUUUCCCAAAUCAAAAGAGCAAUACAUGAAUUAUUACCGGGAGCAAUGUCAAGUGCUAUUUGGCCAACUCUUUAUUUCGUAUGUUUUUACUGUUUAUUUGGAGCAUGGUGUAGAACAUUUUUAAUGUAUCUCAUUCCAUUUUCACUUGAGAAUGAGCCAUUGGAUAAAAUUUCAAAUCUACUAAAUAUAUCGUUAAUUUUUUAUUUAUGGCUUUAUUGUUCUCUAUUUGUUGUUAUGGCAAAUACAAUGCAUCUAAUGUUUCAAGCAUCAUUAACCGAAUGGAUUUCAUUUGAUAUUGAACGUCACACUGUCUUUAAUAAUGAAAAACCAAAUAUUACACUUGCCGAAGUUUUAACAAUGGAAGAUAUACCAAUUAUUCGACAAUUAGGAUAUUUGGAUCUUGUGACACUAGCCCAAAAGGAUAAAUCGAGAAGAGCAAUUUUAUUUACAUUAAGUAAACCUGGCGGUCAUCCUUAUAAUUGGAAUCAAAUUAUUGAAAAUUGUCUUCUUGCUAUUAAUGAUUAUACCAUUGAAUUGAAUUCAAUAUUUUCAAUUAAAGAUGUGGAAAAAAAAUUAGAAACUGAAUCAUCAACGGUGACAUCGAAUAUUUAUCAAAAAUCAUAUCAAUAUCAUAUGAGAAGUUUAGUAUCGCCUAUUACAAAAUUAUCAACAGAAACACCAUCUGAAUCAACAGUCAGCAAUGAACAAUUUUUUAUUCGCCUUUACAAAAAUUAUAAACAAAAUUUGAUUACCUAUUUAUUUUCAAAACCAUUAAUUUGUUUUAUAUUUGGUGAACAAUUGGAUAGUAAAGCGCGUCAUGUUUUAUCGAAAAGUCAACCAAUUAUUUGGGCAGCCGAUGCUAUUUCAUCAUUGGCAGUUGCAUCAUUAACUGAAGAUCCCUAUGGAAUUGUACUCAAAGAUUUGCCAAGAAUUAUUGAAACAUUAUUGAGUGUUAAAAAAUCACUUGAUAAAUUACAAAAAGCCAGUUUAGUUAUGAGAAAACCCGUGAGUAAUGACAAAAUACUGAGACAAUGUUUAACGUCUUUACGUAGUGCUACAAGACGAAGUAUUUAUAGAAUUGUUACCACAUUUCAAGAUUUUAUUGAUGAUUUAAAACUAUCGCCUGAAACUGUUGAUCAGAUGCAUUCAUUUUUCACAUAUCGGGAAUAAUAACAAUAAUUUAAGGAUAUUAAUCUUUAAAUGUGUGUAACAAACUUGAUGGAUAUUCUAAAAGAGACAUUAUAGUGAAUAUAAAUAUAAACAUUUAGAAUA
Leptopilina boulardi is the source of this 2096-nucleotide messenger RNA. RefSeq names its product nucleoporin NDC1 (gene Ndc1). Gene Ontology annotation, biological process: nuclear pore organization. The transcript is spliced from 2 exons. Bases 258 to 1994 code for a protein of 578 amino acids. The record is from RefSeq and is a predicted model, not a curated record. Gene Ontology annotation, cellular component: nuclear pore transmembrane ring. Lineage: Eukaryota; Metazoa; Arthropoda; Insecta; Hymenoptera; Figitidae. Gene Ontology annotation, molecular function: protein-macromolecule adaptor activity.